Messenger RNA from Argentina anserina (silverweed cinquefoil), 3283 nucleotides. RefSeq names its product transcription initiation factor TFIID subunit 4b. Gene Ontology annotation, biological process: transcription initiation at RNA polymerase II promoter. Lineage: Eukaryota; Viridiplantae; Streptophyta; Magnoliopsida; Rosales; Rosaceae. The transcript has 15 exons. Bases 390 to 3266 code for a protein of 958 amino acids. The record is from RefSeq and is a predicted model, not a curated record. Gene Ontology annotation, cellular component: transcription factor TFIID complex. Gene Ontology annotation, molecular function: RNA polymerase II general transcription initiation factor activity; DNA binding; protein heterodimerization activity.
UGGACUCCCUUCUUUUUCACCUCCUCGUCGUCCCUCACCCUGAAGGCCGCCCUUUACCCCGUCGGAAUCCUAUUUCCCCUCAGUAAACGACACAAGCCUUUUCGUCGUUGAAUCAACCUGAAAAUCCCCCAUAACCCCAUUCCUCCCUAGAAUCACUGAUCCCAUCUUCAUAUUCUGUUCCCACUUUCAAUACCUCCAUUAUUUAUACAUCAAGCUUCAACCUUUAAGCUUCAGAAUCAUCCCCACUUGCUUCAAUUCGACUCAUUCAGGGCAUGAUUUAUUAGCUUUGGAGUGGCGAGUGGGCAAUAUAGAGGUGGAAGGAACCCUAAAUUAAGCGGUGGGAUCACCGGCUUGGUCUGUUGUAGUAAAAGGGUAUACAUUGCCUCAUUAUGGACCCGUCGAUGAUGAAGAAGCUCCUCGAGGACGACGAGGAUGAGACAAUGCAUUCGGGGGCGGAUGUGGAGGCCUUUCAGGCGGCAUUGAAUAGGGACAUUGAAGGAGAUUUGGCUGCUUUGCAGCCGUCUGAUUCAGAGUCUGCUGUUUUGUCUCAAGGAAGCAAUAAUACUUCCAGUCAAUCGCUAUCACAGUUGCAUACUGCUAACCAGGAUGAAAGUACUGUUGGUCAAAUUCAACAUGACCAAAAUAUUGCACAACAGAGAGAACUGCAUUCAUAUGAAAUGGAGUUAAAGCAACAACAAUCCAUUUCUGAGAAUAUGCCCCAACAGAAUGAUGCAUCACAGGAGCUUAAUCAUUUUUCUUUGCCCCAGAAGCAACCCCACGGUGAUCUUCAGCAAGGGCAAGCAGAUCAAAAGCCUCUUCAGACUGGAAUGUUGAUGUCUGGAAAACAUCCAGUCUCAACUCAGGAGCAGAACUUAACACCUAAACCAGAAAAUGACUCUCAGUAUGCAAAGCUUCAGAAGAUGAGUAGUCAACAGGCAAUGCCCGCUGAGCAGCCAAGCACCCCAAUGAAUCGCAGUAAACAAGUACCAUUUGGUCUGUUACUACCUGUCUUAUUACCCCAACUUGAUAAAGACAGAGCCAUGCAACUUCAAACUCUUUUUACUAAACUGAAGAACAAUGAAAUCUCCAAAGAUGCUUUUGUUCGACACAUUAGAAGUGUUGUUGGGGACCAGAUGCUAAAAAUGGCAGUAUACAAAGUACAGACACAGCAGCCUGCUCUCAAACAACAUUUAAUGACUCAGGCCUCAUCGCAACAGCAAUCUCCUAGGAUGCCAUCUAUUAAUGCAGGUGCUACUCAGUUCACUGGUCCUCGUUCAUUUGCAAUUCAACAGAGAGGUGUGAACCCUUCCACAAACCCGUCACACAUUCCCACAGUUCAUAUGCAGACUGAUUCAAGCCAUUCAGCCAUUGAAAAUAGUGCCAAAAAAUUGCGGGAAGCAGAACGUCAGUCUGAUCCUCAUGGAAUGCAAGUAAAUCAGAUGUCUGCUUCGAGCACAGGAGCUUCCAAUCAAGAAAGGGAGCGGUCCUCAGUUCCUAUGCAAGUACAUAACAAGCAGCAGCAGCAGUUGCACUACCCACAAUCAUCCUUUGCCAUGUAUGGAUCUACUGGCAGUAAUUAUCACCCAUAUCCAGAGACAAAUGUCAAUACAAUGCCUCUCAAACAGCAACCUCAUGACCCGCAUUUGAGGCAAAUUCCUCAACAUCAAAGCAUGGGUUCAGCUCAGUCAGGUGGAGGGGAAGCCCAGGGAACAAACAUCAUGAGUGUGCCUAAAUCAGAGAGACAAAAUUCUGUGAACGAGCCAAGCAGACAGCAGGGUGGAUCUCUUCCUCACUUCACAAAUAGUUCAACUUUACAACAAAAUUCAGUUCCUUGGCAGUCUUCAAAUAAAGAGCAGAUUUCUGGUCCUAUAUCAUCAAUGGGUUAUGUAAAACAGGAAUCCAUUGACCAGAGUGCUGAGCAGCAGCACAAGACCGGUCUAUCUAAUUCUCAGCGUUUGCCUUAUGCUUCUUCUGUGCAACUUGAACAUGGAAAUGUGUCACCUGGAAUUGCAGUGGAUGAGUCUUUAGAGAAGCAGUCUUCAAGAAUGAGAUCUUCAAGCACAGGGCCAUCUGGGAGCAUCGUUGCUUCGUCAUCUACAAGCACAGGCCCCGUCUUGAAUCCUGUUUCUUCUACCACAACAACACAUACUGAUCCUAAUUUAGGCUCUAGGAUACCUUCCGGAACUUCUCCUUCUGGUAUUACUAAUAGAAUACCAGCAAAAAAAGCUUCUGUUGGCCAAAAGAAGCCUAAUGAAGCACUUGGUUCGCCACCGCCGCCUUCAAGCGGUAAGAAGCAAAAAGUAUCCGGGGGUUUUUCAGAUCAAAGCAUUGAACAACUCAAUGACGUCACAGCUGUUAGUGGAGUUAAUCUGAGGGAAGAGGAGGAGCAGCUGUUUUCUGGGCCCAAAGACGACACUCGAGCUUCAGAAGCAUCUCGAAGAGUUGUGCAAGAAGAAGAAGAAAGGUUGAUUUUGCAGAAGCAUCCCUUGCAGAAAAAAUUGGCAGAAAUCACAGUGUUCAGAAAUGGUUUGAAAAGUAUAAGCCAUGAUGUGGAACGAUGCUUGUCUCUGUGUGUGGAGGAAAGAAUGAGGGGACUGAUAAAUAAUUUGAUAAGACUGUCAAAGCAGCGGGUUGAUGCUGAGAAGCCAAAACACUACACAAUAAUUACAUCGGAUGUUCAGCAACAAAUUAUGAUUCAGAACAAGAAAGCUAAGGAAGAAUGGGAAAAGAAGCAGGCUGAGGCAGAAAAAGUCCGGAAGCUUAAUGAACCUGAGACUAUCAAUGGAGUUGAUGGUGAUAAAGACGAUGGUCGUUCAAAAUCAUUUAAGGUAAACAAAGAAGAAGAUGACAAAAUGCGGACAACAGCAGCAAAUGUUGCAGCCCGCGCUGCUGUUGGAGGAGAUGACAUGCUGUCAAAAUGGCAACUUAUGGCUGAGCAAGCUCGCCAAAAACGUGAAGGUGGGAGUGAUGUGGCAUCUGGUUCCCAGCCAGGGAAAGAUGUAAAUCGCAAACCUACAUCAGCAGCUGGAAGAAUUAUGAAGGACAAUCCAGAAGGAGAAAAAAGAGGGGCUGCGGCUCCUGUUUCUGCAGCUGGGACUGUUAGAAAGUUUGGGAAAAAUCAAGUUAUGGUGCCUCAGAUGAGGGUAGCUCGUAGUAUAUCUGUCAAGGAUGUGAUUUCUGUUCUGGAAAGGGAACCUCAAAUGUCCAAGUCUCCUCUGAUAUAUCGCUUGUAUGAGAGAAACCAAUCUGACUCUGCUGGUGAAUAAUCAAAAACUUUGAAACA